Anopheles nili is the source of this 828-nucleotide messenger RNA. Its product is annotated as complex III assembly factor LYRM7. The transcript has 4 exons. The record is from RefSeq and is a predicted model, not a curated record. Bases 77 to 427 code for a protein of 116 amino acids. Gene Ontology annotation, biological process: mitochondrial respiratory chain complex III assembly. NCBI's taxonomy places the organism in Eukaryota, Metazoa, Arthropoda, Insecta, Diptera, Culicidae.
UAGCUUUAUCGGUGUUGCGUAAAAUUAAAACAAAUUGACCCAGCCAAAAUCGGUUCCCGGCACCGGUGACAAAAUUAUGAGUUCUUUACGACGCGAGGCUCUCCGGUGGUACAAAAUUUUGCAGCGCACCAAGAAUGAUGUGUUUUCCGGCGACUUUCGCACUAUUUCCGCCGCCAGGCAACGUAUCCGGGAAGAGUUUAUGAAAAACAAGGACAUCACCGAUGAAAAACAAAUCAAAGAGAAGAUUCAAAUUGCUAAGGAUGUGGAUGUUGAGUUGCGCAGAUCUGUAGUGCAAGCUGUAAAGAAAAACCCAACCGUAUUCGAGGCAAGAAUCACACCUGACACGAGAAAAAUGGACAAUGUAAUGUUCGAUCCGAACGCCGAACUUCCUCCGCCUCGGAGCAAGAAGUGUAGUGAUAAAAAGUAAACAUAUGUCUUCCACCUCUCGGCGCUGCUGUUGCUUUUUGGGAGUAAACACGUGUCUCUAAUCGAAAUUGUUAUCGGAAUCAUCACUUAACAUGGCAUUUCCGAAUAGGUACCUUAUCCCAGUUUUUAGAAUCAAUGUGCAGUACAUAGAAUACAAUAAGGCAUUAGUUAAUUGUUGUUAUUUUAUUUUCAUACUCCCAAAGACUCAUUCAAUAUUAUCCAUAUCAUGAAUAGUACUUAUUAUAUUAAUUGAAGUUUAAAGGAAUCAGUUUGUAGUGAUGAAAUACGUAGUACUGGAUAGGUGUAUGAAAUUUUAAAAAGAAUAAUAUUAGCUUUCCUUAUCUUAUUUAAGAAAUGAUUUGAAUAAAAGCUUUUAUGUAAGCGUUUUGUUUCUACAUGCAA